Sardina pilchardus (European sardine) is the source of this 3016-nucleotide messenger RNA. It is a transcript of the gene ankrd6a, whose product is annotated as ankyrin repeat domain 6a. Gene Ontology annotation, biological process: positive regulation of JNK cascade; negative regulation of canonical Wnt signaling pathway. Bases 444 to 2912 code for a protein of 822 amino acids. The record is from RefSeq and is a predicted model, not a curated record. The transcript has 15 exons. Gene Ontology annotation, molecular function: protein binding. NCBI's taxonomy places the organism in Eukaryota, Metazoa, Chordata, Actinopteri, Clupeiformes, Clupeidae. Gene Ontology annotation, cellular component: cytoplasm; nucleus.
CCUCCUCUCUCUCUCUCUCUCUAUCUCAUCUCCCUCCUCCUCCCUCCCCCUCUGUCUGUCUGUCGCUCUCUCUCACUCUCUCUCUGUGUCACACACACACACACACACACGCAUGCACACACACACACACGCACACAGACACACAUGCUCUAGGUCAUCAGUGGCAUCUUUGUGCUGGAGAUUGUUGGAGAUUACUACUUUACCUCGGGCACACAUGCCCAGUACGAGGUCAGUGGUGGUGGAUGUUGAUGUGGAUGGAUGGCUCAUGAGAGAGAGGAGCCUUACGCUGGGCAAACGGGCGCGCGUCGAAUGCCAAUGAGCAGGCCACGGGCAUCAUCAUCAAGAAGUGAGAGCAUCACUUCCUUGUUCUGCGUCUUCACCCCGUGUCUGUGAGCCGCUCUGUACCUGGCUGUGGAACAUGCUCGUUCCUCUCACCACAGGGGAUGAUGUCCCAUCAGACAGCGCUCCACAAAGCGGCGAUGGUGGGCAGCCGUGACGGCGUCGCAGCUCUCAUCAAAGGUGGCUGCGCUCUGGACCUGCAGGACAAAGACGGAAACACAGCUUUGCAUGAGGUGUCCUGGCACGGCUUCAGUCAGUGUGUCAAACUCCUGGUAAAAGCCGGCGCUGACGUCCUCACCAAGAAUAAGGCAGGAAACACAGCGUUGCAUCUGGCCAGUCAGAAUGGCCACUGCCAGAGUGCUCGUCUUCUCCUGCUCGGAGGGUCCCAGCCCGACAGCAAGAACCAUGUAGGAGACACGUGUUUGCACACCGCCUCUCGCUACAAUCAGCUGGCCAUGAUCAAAAUUCUGCUCGGCGCUCUUUGCUCUGUGGCGGAGAAGAAUGAGGUAGGAGAUACUGCCCUGCACGUUGCUGCUGCUCUGAACCACAAGAAGACAGUAAAUCUGCUACUGGAGUCGGGAGCUGACAGCGGCAUCAGAAACAAUGCGGGCCAGACGGCUGUGGAUAAAGCCCGGGACCAGAACCACAGAGAGGUGGCCGUGCUCCUGUCCAAAGCCGACCAGGUGAGCAGCACCGCUGUCAGACCACACGCUACCUGCCCCGCUACGCCACGCCGACUCACCGUCAUUCACCAUCAGGUCAUCAGCACAAGGUCAUUCACCACCACAAGGUCACUCAUCACAAGGUCAUUCACCACAAGGUCACUCACCACCACACAGCAAGAGGAGAGGGCAGCAUAUCAUUUCAUUACGCUGCCGUUCAUACACGGACUUGUGUGCUGUCACGUGGGUCAUCGCUUUGCUCGGGCGAGGACGGUGAGGAAGAGGAGAGACCAGCUGAAGACUGCCCGGAGAGCUCAGUCCGUCCCCAGGGAUGAGGUCCCUGCAGGCAAGGAGAUCACAUCCGUGGCUGAGGCUGAGGACUCUCACAGCAGUGACCAGGCCCUCAACAAACGCAUCGAGAUGGUCAGCAAAGCUAUGUCCAGCCCUCGAAACAGGAGGAAGCUACGCAGGCUCAAAGACAGGGCUGACCCCCACGCGAGGAGGGGGGGUCACGGGAGACGAGCGCGCAGUGCCAGCCCACCGGACGAGGACGACGCCACCUUCCCCGACGGCAAAGCCUACCAGCUGUACACGCUCUACCGCGACAAGGACGGCAAAAUCAAACAGGCCCCGGCCACAGACUGCCACUGCAAGCCUCUGAUCAAGAAGCUGGAGAACCAGCUGAAGGCCACCAAGAUGGAGAUCCGCUCUCAGAUCUACAGCAUCCACGAGGAGAUGAACAGCAAGUUGGGCCGCAUGGACCGACAGAGCAAACACCAGAUCAAAGUGCUUCAGAAGAUAGCACAAGAGCGUGUGUCUGUGGAGGGGAUGGAAUGUUUGUACCGCAUCAACCAACGGUCCACCAUAGAGAGACUGAACGAGGAGCGCAGACAGGCCAGGAAGGCCAGUGAGCUGAAGAACUGGUGCAUGUCCAAGAUCCAGGACAUGGACGUGCGUCUGCCCGGCGACCCGCAGUACUUCAAGCUCCUCCCCUCGCCCUCCGUGGACCAAUCGCUGCUGGAGACGGACCCCGAGUGCCUGCCGCUUCUGUCGGUGGUGUCGGAGGAGAGCACCAGCUCCCUGGCCACCUACGUCAACGUGCUGCCCAGCCCAGGGUUGGCACCCUACGCCGCCGGCCCAGGAGCCGACUUCGACGACGUGUUUGGCAGGAAGUACUUCGAGGUGAAAGUGGACAGCUCCUCAGAGGAUCAGCAGCACCCUCCUGAGCUGGACUACGCCGUCCCCACCCUGCAUCUGCCCAUGGUCCGGCACCAGCUCUUCUCUCGGCCACGGCCCAUCUCUGGCGACCCCCGGUGGCUGCCGGCGGACCUGCAGGAGACCGACUCCUCGGAGCCCCGAGCUGACCGGCACGUCGGCGUCGGCGUGGACGAGUUCUACCUGAGCACGCCCAGCGACAGCCUCUCGCCCUGCAGCCGCCCGCCGGGGGGGGGCGAGAGCGACCCGGACGACGCUCUCCCGCCGGGCUGGCAGCGCCACCGUCUCCCCCCCAGGCCGCACCCGGUCCGCGACGGCAUCGCGAGCGCCGCCACCUUGUCCCACCGACACUCGUACGGCGGCGGCGGCGUCGGGAGCGUGCUGGGCGCCAGAGGCGUGCGGUCGCUCGAGCUGUACGGCGGCGGUGUUGCCGUUGGCGUCGGCGGCGUCGGCGGAAUGGAGCGUCCGGCGGAGAUGUCCUUCAUCCAGGAGCGGGACAACCUGCACGCGGUGGAGGUGACGCAGCGCUUCUUCGAGACGGUGUCCACGCAGCUGGAGCGCUGGUACGAGCGCAAGAUCAGCGAGGCCCAGCGACUGGCCGAGCAGCGCGCCACUCUCGACCGCUCCUCCCUCAUGGAGCGCAUCAGCAGCCUGGAGGAGGAGCUGCAGGGCCUCAGGGCCAACACACACACCUAGACACACACAGUAGACAUACACACACACACACACACACACACACACACACACCUAGACACACACACACACACACACACACACACACACACACACACACACAUACA